AUGACAUUCGAGAUCCGGCGUGCCUUCUUUGUUCAAUGUUUUCAGCGGAAACAGGAAAUCGAGGACCCACUCAAUGCUAGCUCCACAACAUCAUGUCCAAGACCGGACACUUGCUGUGAAAAUGCUGUCGGGUUUGCACCUUUCGUCAGAGAACAGUUUCCACCAAAGCCACCUCAAACAGAACAGUUUCCACCAAAGCCACCUCAAACAGAACAGUUUUCACCAAAGCCACCUCAAACAGAACAGUUUCCACCAAAGCCACCUCAAACAGAACAGUUUCCACCAAAGUCACCUCAAACAGAACAGUUUCCACCAAAGCCACCUCAAACAGAACAGUUUCCACCAAAGCCACCUCAAACAGAACAGUUUCCACCAAAGCCACCUCAAACAGAACAGUUUCCACCAAAGCCACCUCAAACAGAACAGUUUCCACCAAAGCCACCUCAAACAGAACAGUUUCCACCAAAGCCACCUCAAACAGAACAGUUUCCACCAAAGCCACCUCAAACAGAACAGUUUCCACCAAAGCCACCUCAAACAGAACAGUUUCCAACAUAUUCAAAACCCAGUUACAUUGUGGGGGAAAAUAUACAGCUCUAA
Procambarus clarkii (red swamp crayfish) is the source of this 600-nucleotide messenger RNA. Lineage: Eukaryota; Metazoa; Arthropoda; Malacostraca; Decapoda; Cambaridae. The record is from RefSeq and is a predicted model, not a curated record.